Messenger RNA from Egretta garzetta (little egret), 2781 nucleotides. It is a transcript of the gene MYRIP, whose product is annotated as myosin VIIA and Rab interacting protein. Gene Ontology annotation, biological process: intracellular protein transport. Gene Ontology annotation, molecular function: actin binding; myosin binding; small GTPase binding. Lineage: Eukaryota; Metazoa; Chordata; Aves; Pelecaniformes; Ardeidae. Bases 1 to 2781 code for a protein of 926 amino acids. The transcript is spliced from 19 exons. Gene Ontology annotation, cellular component: cortical actin cytoskeleton. The record is from RefSeq and is a predicted model, not a curated record.
AUGGGGAGAAAACUGGAUCUUUCUGGCUUGACUGAUGAAGAAGCAGAGCAUGUGCUCCAAGUGGUUCAGCGAGAUUUCAGCCUUCGUAAGAAAGAAGAAGAAAGGCUGAGUGAAAUGAAGCAGAAAUUGGAUGAAGAGGGCAACAAGUGCAGCAUCCUUUCCAAGCAGCAGAAGUUCAACGAGCACUGCUGUAUUCGCUGCUGUUCCCCUUUCACAUUUCUUAUCAACAGCAAGCGACAGUGCCAAGACUGCAAGUACAACAUCUGCAAGAGCUGCAGUUCUUACCAGAAGAAGGAGAAGGCUUGGAUUUGCAGUGUCUGCCAGCAAGCAAGGCUUCUAAGGACCCAGUCCCUGGAUUGGUACUACAAUAAUGUCAAAAGCCGCUUUAAGUGUUUUGGAAGUGCCAAAGUCCUGAAGAACUUAUACAAGAAGCAUAGACUGGAGAGUGGAGUUUGUCCUGAUGUAACAGAAGGAGGUUUUUUUGAAGGAAGCUUUGAAAAUGAAGGAAGUAUUUGUGGCAGUGACUCUACAUUUUACCGACAGACAGAAGGACACAGCAUGAUGGAUACCCUUGCUGUGGCCUUACGUGUUGCAGAGGAAGCAGUGGAAGAAGCUAUUUCUAAGGCAGAGACCUACAGUGACAGCCUGGACAAGCAGAAUGAGGCUUGUUACUUGCAGGAACACAAGGAGGACCUCAUAGAAGAGCUGGCCACAACCAUCGUGCAGAAGAUUAUAAAGAAGCAGAAAAGCAAAACUGAGCAGACCGAGGCUGACUUUGAAUGGCCACCAUCCAGGAGCAGCGGCCUGGCGUCUGUUGCCGUCUCAGAUCAGAGUAUGCUGACUUUUCCAGGGAGCCGCAGAGGGUCUUACACGUUAUGGAGGUCUCAGUCUGCAUUCUCCCUGGCUAGUGAAGAUAUGCCCAGUAAAGGGCUGGAUCCUGCAUCAUCUGUGACCGAGGCUCUUUGGAGGCAGCAAAAAGGACAAUUCAGGAAACAGAAGGAACGCAAGCUCUCUGCAUUACCCAGCUGGAAAAGUGUGGACAGGCUAAAUGAAACAAAUCCACCUUCUGUUUUUCAAAGCACUGAUGGAAACUGGGUAGCUUUGCAGAAUGUCACUUUGCCUCGUCCUCGAAUGCUCGCCAAACCAAAGAGUCAAGUAUUUGAAGCUUUGGAGAACGAAUCCAGCAUUGUGUCUGCCUAUGACGAGAUGGGCUCAGACAGCGAGGAUGACUAUGACUGGAAUGUGGCCUUGAACAAGCUGCGUCGGAGACCUCGGCAAUUACCAGGCGAUUUCUAUUAUACCAAUUCCCAGUAUGGUACCGAAUGGGUUUAUGGCAAUGAUCAGUACCAGGCAGUGACCUCCCCUUCUUCUGGGUUAUACACCAAUACUGAGACACUGUUCUCCGAUUCUGAAACAUCUUCAGUAAACUCUUCCCAGGAAGCUAAAGGACCGAGCAAACUUCUCUGGUUGCAAAGCAGAACUCAAAGUGAUAUGCCCAGAAUGGAAAAAAAACAUUUCCACGGAGAACUGGAUGUAAACUUCAAUCCACAGGCAACCAGUUUGGAGUAUUCAGACAGCAGUGAGACUGAAGAAGUCCAUUACGAUUUAGAAAAGAGAUCAAGAAGGUGGAGGAAGAGCAAAGCGAUUUCUGAAGAAUUAUGCGAAGGAAAAGAUCGCACAAAGACCAACAAGAUGAAUUUAAGUCAGGAUUUUGAUGAUUUGUCAGAAACAGAUAUAAGCAGUGAGGAUCAGCAUCAUAACAUCAAGCCUGACCUUAUGGAAGAGGAGCUUAAAUCCAGGCUAUUUCAGCUCGCUGCUAAAAUGAGUGACAAGGAAACAUCAUCUGGUGAAGAACAUGAAUCAGAACCUAGAACAGACCCUGAAAACCAAAAGGAGAGUUUGUCCUCAGAGGAAAAUGGCAGAAGUAUUCAGGAAGAGUUAAAGAAGUUUGUGGUUAAGAUUUGCCCUCAAGAAUCGCAGGCCCCUGAGACCUAUGGGGAAGUCUGGAGCACUGAAGACUUACCCUUGGCAGACGAGGAUCAGGAAAAACAAAACGCUUUUGAUCUUCAUUUAAAGUUGCAGUUUUUAUCCACUGUAUUGCAGCAGAAGUACUCUGCUGUCUCUCUCUGCAACAUAUCUACAGAGGUCCUGAAAGUCAUCAAUGCCACUGAAGAACUGAUAGCAGAAUCCACUGGUCCCUGCGAUUUCCCAGCCGAUGUUCAGGACGGAGGAAGAGGGACGUUCCCACUGGGGACGGACCCCGUCAGACUCGACGAGCAGCUCACCACGCUAGAAGAAAACGUGUACUUGACGGCCAGCACAGUGUACGGGCUGGAGGGGCAGCUGACCAACCUGGAAGACGCCGCACGCAAGAUCAACAGUGUUACUGCAGAAUCUGAGCUGGCCGAUCUGGAGGAUCAGGUGGCCACAGCAGCCGCCCAGGUUCACCACGCGGAGCUUCAGAUUUCAGAUAUUGAGAGCAGAAUAUCAGCUCUCACUGUUGCAGGCUUGAACGUGGCUCCAUGUGUUCGCCUGACAAGGAAACGGGAUCAAAAGCAAACAAACCAGAUGCAUACAAUAGACACAUCAAGGCAGCAGAGGAGAAAACUUCCAGCUCCACCAAUACAAGGUGAAAAAAUAGAUGGUUCUCCAGUUACCACUGUCAGAACAUUUAACAGAAACUUCAUGCUUCAAGGAUCUCUAACACAAAGAGCUAAAGAGAGGAAAAGUACUGCCAAGGACUUAAUGGAACCUGCUAUAGGAUCUGCUGUGAUGUACUAA